AUUUGAAACUUGACAGUUAAUAUUAUGUUAUUAGUUAACAUUUUAAGCGUCUGGUUUGAAUUUAAACAUUAUUGUAUUUGCGAAAGUGUUUCAUGGAUUUAUAAAUAAUAGGAGUUUUUAUUUUUGGAUAUAAAGGCGUAGUAGUUACCUAGGAGUUUACAAGAAACAAUAAAUGAACCUAAAAUGAUAAAAAACUUUAUUAUUCCAUUAAACAAAGAUGAACUUUUACAAACAACUGGGAGUGGACAAUAUUACGUAGAAAAAAUCAUCCCAAUACGGAUGAUACCACAAGCAUUAAAUGAAGCACGAACAGCAUUUCAAACAAAUGGAAUUAAUUUUAUCACGGAACACUUUGACACAUUUUUCUCUGUAGUUGUACAUGGAAAUAAAAUUGACUUACCGAUCAUUAUGAAAGGUUUCACUGGAAUUCAUAAAGCUAUUGAAAUGCUGAUUUAUCACUUGGAAGGCAUAUUUGAGAAAGAAAACGAGUUGGAAGAAGAAAACCGAUUACAAGUUUUUAACAUUACCAAAAUGCUUGGGUAUUUAUUUUCUUGGUUCUUUUGCCAUAUAGACGAAGAAAUUCUUAAAACUGCGGACAAUAAAUAUAUUGAGAAGCGUAAAAAAAAUACAAAAUCAGAUUUAGAGGAAGAAUGGGAUUCUACUAAGGAGAAAGCACUGGAAUAUUGUUAUAGACUGUUACAGUUACCAUUGCAGAAACUUUGGCAGCCUCCCAUUGUCGAGGAUUCUUUUAUUAUAUUACUUACUAAAAUGUGCUAUAAGGUUUUAGAACAGUGUAAGAAUAUAAAACAAAAAUAUAUACGUCAAACUGUUUUUGAGAUUUUGGGAACUUCGAUUAAAAAAUACAAUCAUGGAAUAAACUGCAUAAUAAGAAUUAUUCAGUUGGUGAAAGUAAGUGAUAUGUUAGCAUCGCAUAUAGCAACCGGAGUUAUUCAAAUGAUUAAUGAAUGUGGUUGUAAUGGUUUAAUAAAAGAAGUAAUGAAAGAGAUCGAUCAAAGCGAACCAUCUGAAAAUGAUGGUCAUUAUAUAUCAAUAUUUCUUGAAACCAUUGCUACUACUCAACCAGACCUCAUAAUGCCUAUCCUCGAUGAUGUGAGGUAUUAUUUGGAUAGCGAACAUUAUGCUAUGAGAAAUUGUACGAUUGUAAUUAUAGGUGUAAUUGUACGAAAAUCAUUAAACGGAGAUAAUCUUACUCAAGAACAAAAAGAUAAACGCGAUGAAUGUCUGAAUAGUUUAGAAGAACAUUUGUUGGAUAAUAAUGCUUACGUUAGAUCAAAAGUCUUGCAAGUUUGGCAACAUUUAUGUUGCGAGGGAGCAAUACCUUUGGCAAGACAAGGGAAACUUUUAGCUGCUACAGCAUUACGUUUAGAAGACAAAAGUGCGAAUGUACGAAAACAAGCACUGCAAUUACUACGGGCUUUACUCCAGGCUAAUCCAUACGCAGCUAAGUUAAAUAAAGUAGAAAUUUCUAAGUCAUUGGAGGAAAAUAAAAUGAAAUUGAGAAAGAUGCAAACUGAUAGAGUAAGCAAAAGUGUUUGCGGCGAUCGUCAGAGAUUAGAAUUGUGGGACACUUUACUUCCAAAUAUAAAUAAAACAUUAAAAGAAGUUGUUGCCUGUAAGAAAAAAGAUAAAGAACAAAGUGACGAGGAUGAUGAAAAUGAUGACGACGAAGAAAACAUUGAUCCUAAUAUAGGAUUUGAACACGUGAGGCAGUUGAUGUUAAAGGAACAAAUUUCUGAAGCAGUGACAUAUUUGUGGAAAGUAUAUGUUAAAUUGACGCCAAAGCCAGACAAGAAAAAUUUUUCUUCAGAGGCAAUAGAGGAAUUUUUAUUUUUACUUUUACUAAAAAUAUUUAUGGAAUCGGAGGAUAAGUUAAAUAACGUAAAAGCAGAUGCAAAUACGGCACAAUCAUCAGAUAAAGAUAAAUCUAAUGACGAGGAGGAAAUAACAGCAACAAAACGAGUUGUAAAUUAUUUAAAAAAUUGUUUAGAAUUUGCAACCGAGCUGGAAACUGCUAUAACCAAGGUAGAAAAUUUGCUUUUUUCUACAACAGCUGGUGAUGCUAUUGAAGCAUGUACUUUCCUUGGCACUGCCUAUCAAUUUGGUAUAGCUGGAGCUGUAACUGCUAUACGCGAUGCUUUGGAUCAAGUAUUUCACCAUGAUCAAUCAGUACGCAAGAAUGUAGCUAUUGUAUAUAAAGAAAUUUACUUAAAUAACAACGUUGAUAAAAUAUCAAAUCGACAAAAGGCAGUUAUGCGUGUUAAAGCUUUGAUCGCAUUGUUGAAAGAACUUCAACCAGGUCAAAGCCAAGCUUUGAAUAAACUUAUUGUAGAGUGGUAUACUAACAAGGAACUAAGUAAUGAAGAAAUACAGGUUUUGUGGGAAAAAUUUUCAAUGAAAUCGUCGGACAAAGAUCCAUUAGAUAGCAGAUCUGCAUUAAUGUUGAUAACAAUGAUAGCUCAAACUGAGAGUGAUAUUAUAACUACAAAUUUAAAUAUAUUAAUAAAAGUGGGUUUAGGCCCGCGAGCAAAAACUGACCUUCUUUUGGCCAGAGAUACAUGUAGAGCAUUGUUAAAGAUAAAAAGUGUAAAUGAUGACAUUAACAAAUCACCUGUUAGGUAUCCCAAUGAUCAUGAAAUGUUUAAAGAAAUUUUGAGUUUAUUAAUAGAAAAUUUUACUAACAUGGAAGAAGAUGGGUAUGUGUCAUUUGCAACAGAUGCAGUCAGCGCUAUUUACUGCUUAGCAAAUCAGCCUGAUCAUCUAAUGCAGCAGUUAUUAUUAGAAGUGUAUAAUCGAGGACAAUUUAAUAAUAUCGAUUCGACAGAACACGUUGUUUCACUUUUCUUGCUAUCUAAAUUACUAUACUUAAUCGGGCAUAUUGCAGCCAGACAAAUGGUACAUUUGGACACAUCAGUUUACAAGGAAUUAAAGCGAAGAGAUACCAUACGAAAAUUAAAAAAAGAAAAGAAUUCAAAUAGAAAUAAAUGUAAUUCUUCUAAAUCUCGUUGGUCAAAAAAUACAUUAUCUACUUCAAACAGCGCAAGACGGAUACUUCGUAAUAAAGAGACAAGUAUAGUUGCAGAAGAUAAUGGCGAGGAAGCUGUGGUAGGAGCAAUAGAUGAUUCAAAUGCAGAAUUAAUAAACGAUGUUCUUGAAAAUCACAUUGUAACUGGCGAUGGACUUUUAGCAAAAUUUGUCCCAGUGGUAUUACAUGUAUGUCAAAAUCAUGAUAAGUACAAUGAUGAAGACACACAAGCUGCCAGCACUCUUGCUCUCAGUAAAAUGAUGACAGUCAGCUCUAUAUUCUGCGAAGAAUCAUUACAACUUUUAAUUACAAUACUUGAACGUUCGCCGCAUCCUGCCAUUCGAGCCAAUGUUCUUAUUGGAGUAAGUGACCUUACAUCUAGGUUUCCAAAUCAAGUUGAACCAUGGAUGAAACAUAUCUAUAGCAGACUCCGGGAUACAGAUAAAAAUGUACGAAGUACCUGUGUCCAUGUUUUAUCAAGUCUUAUAAUGAGAGACAUGGUGCGCGUAAGAGGUCAGAUAUCAGAAUUAGCUCUCUGCAUAGUAGAUAAAGAUACUCAAAUCCGUCAAGACGCAAAACAGUUCUUCAAGGCACUUUCGCAGAAGACCAACGCCUUGUAUAAUGUGAUGCCCGAUAUAUUAUCUCGAUUAACUGAUCCUAAUUUAGAUAUAGGCGAGUCUGAUUUCCAAGAGAUUAUAAAAUACAUUUUAAGUUUGUUACAAAAAGAAAAACAAGUUGAUGCCAUAAUCGACAAAAUUUGUACCAGAUUUCAACUAGCUACUACAGAAAGACAGUGGCGUGACUUUUCAUAUUGUUUGUCACUUUUACAAUUUGGUCCGAAAAGUAUACAUCGUCUUACCGAAAGUUUACCCCUAUUAAAGGAAAAAAUUCACCACAAGCAUGUACAGAAAGCUUUGCAGACUGUUAUAGAGCAGUCAAAGAAAAAGCCAAAUACAAAAGCAGUUUGUAUCGAAUUGGAAGAAAAAAUAAAGGAACUGCUCAAAUCUACGAACGAAGAAAGUAAUAACGAAAUGAUGCCACCACCCCAAGUGCCAAAACCAAAAAAGCGCAACAGACAAUCAAAAUAUAGGAGUAGCAGUGAGGAAGACAGUGAUUCCGAUAUAAUGCCCAUGGCAAAACCAAAGAGUGCUAGAAAGGUAAAGUCACGUAGUCGCACAAAUAAAGCAAGUUCUGAUUCGGACUCAGAUACGGACUCCACUUUAAAGAAAACUCGCGGAGAGAGACAAGCUAAGGCAACCCCAUCCAAACCAAGUGCAAGAAAAUUAUCGAAUCGAAGUGAAAAUACUAAUCCAGUUCAUACAACCAGAUUAUCAGUAUCAAGAAGAAAUCGAAAUUCUGCAACGCCAGUGUAUACUUCACAGAGGACUUCGGCACGUUUGUCUCAGUCACGAGGCAAACAUUCAAACUAGCAAUCGCAUUAGUAUAACUAAUGUAUAGUUUUGUAUAUGUAUUUUUAUAACUUCGAUUAGAUAAAGAUUUAUAAAGAUAUACAAUAUUUAUACAGUUUUAUUUGUCCUUUUUUUCUGGUGCAAGAAAAUUGCAUAAGAAGUGCGAAUUACCGAGUUCUUAUAGCAUUGGUUCGUGCGGUAGGAUGUGUCGACUUUUCCUACCACUCCGUUAAACGUUAAGGAAGUUUGUCGUUACUAGUGUCGCGUCGAUGCACUCAUUUA
Molecule: messenger RNA, 4734 nt
Organism: Colletes gigas
Lineage: Eukaryota; Metazoa; Arthropoda; Insecta; Hymenoptera; Colletidae
Gene: Cap-D2
Product: condensin complex subunit 1
Exons: 12
Coding region: 184-4473 (1429 amino acids)
Biological process (GO): mitotic cell cycle; meiotic chromosome condensation; mitotic chromosome condensation
Cellular component (GO): condensed chromosome, centromeric region; nucleus
Molecular function (GO): histone binding
Source: RefSeq, a predicted model, not a curated record